AUGAGAGUACAUACAAAGGAGAAGCUAUACAACUGCGAAAUUUGCAGCAAGGCUUUCUCGCAGAAAAGUAUUCUAGUGAGCCAUGUGAGAGUCCACACACAGGAGAAGCCAUACAGCUGUUAGAUUUGUAACAAGGCCUUCUCGAAGAAAAGUAAUCUAAUGAGGCAUAUGAAAGUACAUAGAAAGGAGAAGCAAUACGGCUGUGAAAUUUGCAAUAUAUAUAUAUAUAUAACCAAAAAUAAUUUAGUAAGGCAUAUCCAAAUACAUACAAAGGAGAAGCCGUACAAAUGGAAGAUAUGUAAUCGGGCCUUCUCAAGGAAAUUUCAUCUAGUGCGCCAUGUGAGGGUACAUACAAAAGAGAAGCCGUACAGUUGUGAGAUUUGUAAUAAGGCAUUCCUAUCCCAAAGGGAUUUAGUAAGGCAUAUCCGAAUACAUACAAAUGAGAAACCGUACAGUUGUGAGAUUUGCAACCAAAACUUCUCAAGGAAAUUUAGUCUAGUGCGCCAUGUAAGAGUCCACACACAGGAGAAAUCAUACAGCUGUGAAAUUUGUAACAAAGCCUUCUCGAAGAAAUCUACUCUAGUGGCCAUAUGA
Penaeus monodon (black tiger shrimp) is the source of this 594-nucleotide messenger RNA. Its product is annotated as zinc finger protein OZF-like. NCBI's taxonomy places the organism in Eukaryota, Metazoa, Arthropoda, Malacostraca, Decapoda, Penaeidae. The transcript has a single exon. The record is from RefSeq and is a predicted model, not a curated record.